AUGAAAAGUAUCCCAAGCUCUUCACAGACAAGUUUCCAUCUGACAACUGGCUCACCACAAUGUUCUCCUCCAGAGGGCACAAAUGAGGCGUCGCUCACUCAAGCAGCUUCCAAUGGAAGAGUCACUGAUUUGCACACAUACUGUAAAUGUGAAAAUGUUAAUUUUCAAGACCAACAUGAUGUGACAGCGUUGAUGGCGGCGUCUAAGGCAGGUCACGAUCAUUGUGUUAAACAGCUUCUGGACGAAGGAGCAGAUUUACACAAGGUUGACAAACAAGGGAGAACAGCUUUACACCAAGCGUGUCUCGGCGGCCACCUACAAUGUGUGCGAUUACUGAUCAAUAAAGGGGCGGAUGUGAAUUCUCGAGACAGGAAAGGAUCUCCCCCCAUCAUCUCUGCAGCAAGAUCAGGUAGCGUGGAGUGUGUCAAAUUACUGAUUGACAACCAGGCUUUGAUUGAUAGGAGCCAAACCAACGGUUGGACAGCUCUUAUGGCCGCUGCUGAGCUGGGUCAAGCUGAAUGUCUACAAUUUCUUAUCGAUAGCAAUGCUAAUGUUAAUAUGCAAAAGACGGACGGUUGUACGGCACUCGUGUUAGCAUGUCAGAAUGGACAUACAGGUUGCGCUGAAAUCCUCUUAGAAAACGGAGCUGAUGUAAACUUGUCUUACACGGAUGGCUGGACUGCCUUAAUGGCUGCUUGCCAGAACGGGCACGUCGACUGCGUGACACUACUUGUAGCCAAAGGAGCGAAUGUUAAUGCAAGCGGAAAAUAUGGAUGGAAGGCGGGUUUCACCGCUUUAAUGUCCGCUUCGCUACAGGGACACGAGCUUUGUGUCCGCUUUCUGCUGGAUAAAAGCGCUAAGGUCGACGCUUGUAAACUGAAGGGAAAAACGUCAUUGAUGCUGAGUUCUAGAAGUGGACAUGCUGCCUGUGCCCAGUUGUUAAUUGACAGAGGGGCUGAUGUGAACAGAUUUGAUGAUAAAGGGUUGACCUCUCUCAUGUUAGCAUCCAAAUAUGGCAACACCGACGUUGCCCGCCUACUCAUUCAGAGGGGAGCUAAUGUUAACCAAACGGACAAAGAUGGCAGCUCCGCGACGAUUAUUGCUGCCGAAGCUGGGCGCCUUCAGUGUCUGCGGAUACUUCAUGAAAACGGGGCAAAUAUUCGUUUAGCCAAAAAUAACGGCCAGACUGCUAUCCUAGAAGCUGCCAGAUUUGGCCAUUUAGACUGUGUGAAGUUCCUUAUCGAUUGCGGCGUUUGUGUGAAUGUAAUAGACGCCUCUCAUUGGUCGCCAGUGAUGGCAGCAUCUAAAAACGGACAUGUAAAAUGUCUGAACACUCUGUUAGAUAAAGAUAUAGAUAUCAAUCAACGAGAAAUAGAUGGUUGGACGGCUCUAAUGAUCGCGAUACAUAAUGGCCAGACAGAUUGUGCCAAACUGCUUCUAGCAAAAGGAGCUGACGUGAACGCCUCAUUGUCAGAUGGCCGUACUCCUUUACAUUUAGCAGCACUGUGCGGUUGUGUUCAGUGUUUGAAGUUGUUAAUCGAAAAUACGGCUUGUAUAAAUACGACUAACAAAAAUGGAGAAUCCGCCUUAAUAAACGCAUCACAGAGAGGGCAUUACGAAUCUGUGAGGGUGCUUGUUGAAUUUGGAGCAGACCUCCAUACUGCCGAUAACAGCGGUGCGUCUUCAGUUCUAUCAGCUGCCCAGAAUGGACAUGCAAAGUGUGUCCAGCUACUUGCGAGCUCUGGGGCAAACGUGAACCAGACUAAACACGAUGGAUGGACGGCCCUAAUGGGCGCUUGUCAAAACGGGCACGUUCGAUGUGCAGAAAUACUUAUCUCCUUUGGUGCUGACGUCAAUGCUCGUGGCAGUGCAGGAUGGAAAGACGGUUGGACAGCUCUAAUGUCAUCAGUCCGGAAAGGAUAUCUUGAGUGUGUACAACUAUUAACUGACAACGGAGCUGAUCUAAAUAUAAGCAAAGCGACCGGAAAAACAGCUCUAAUGAUAGCUUGCCAGUUUGGUCAUUCAGAAUGUGUGCAGUUUUUACUUCUCAAAGGUGCACUAAUAGAUGUACAAGAUAAUAACGCUCAAACACCGUUAGUCCUAGCAUUUACCAGCAGACACGAAGACAUUGUAAAGUUACUUAUAGAUUCUGGAGCCAACAUGGAUUCAUCCCUAAUCCUAGCAGCUGAGAACGGACUAACUGAUCUGGUGGAACUACUUCUCCACCACGGUGCUAACGUUAAUGCACGUAACAACAAUUCGUUGACAGUUUUAGCUCAAGCGGCACAACAUGGACAGCUCAAUGUAGUUCAACUACUUAUCAGGAAAGGUGCUGAUGUUGAUGAAUGUGGCACAGAUAGCUUGAGAAAUGGCUGGACUGCAUUGAUGUCUGCUGCAGCUAAUGGACACGUUAACUGCUUGCUGGCGAUUCUGCAAAGCGGGGCCAACGUGAAUGCUCGAAAGACGAGCGGGAAAACGGCCCUAAUGCUCGCAGCUAAGUACGGUCACUUUGAGUGUAUUCGUGAAUUGAUUCGGCAUGGGGCGGAUGUAGAUUUGUAUGAUAACCAUGGCAACACGGCCAUGUCUAUAGCGUCUAUUCAUGGCCACGUACAAGUUGUACAACAACUAGUAGAUUUGGGAGCAACAUUUUUAGUAUGA
Molecule: messenger RNA, 2658 nt
Organism: Candidula unifasciata
Lineage: Eukaryota; Metazoa; Mollusca; Gastropoda; Stylommatophora; Geomitridae
Source: the annotation of a GenBank genome assembly